Electrophorus electricus (electric eel) is the source of this 2289-nucleotide messenger RNA. The record is from RefSeq and is a predicted model, not a curated record. Lineage: Eukaryota; Metazoa; Chordata; Actinopteri; Gymnotiformes; Gymnotidae.
UCAGGUAACGUACCAGAGUAAAAGCUGUUAUUCAGAGUGCCUCGAUGUCUCCCUCUACUGGUCACUGAGAGACAUUGUCACAUGAGAACGAAAGCGAUAGAAGAGCUCUCGCUCUCAAAACACAGCUUGCUCUCAGACUUUGCUUAGGAAAAUGGCAGAGGCCAGAGUUUCAGAAGAUCAGGACCAGUUAAGCUGUCCAGUCUGUCUGGAUCUACUGAAGGAUCCAGUGGCUACCAACUGUGGACACAGUUUCUGUAUGGUGUGUAUUAAUGACUGCUGGGAUCAGCAUGAUCAGAGGGGAGUCUACAGCUGCCCUCAGUGCAGAGAGACUUUCACUCCAAGACCUGUUCUACGCAGAAACUACAUGUUGGCUGCAGUGGUGGAGAAACUGAAGAAGACAGAACUCCAAGCUGCUUCUCCUGUUCACUGUUACGCUGGACCUGGAGAUGUGGAGUGUGAUUUCUGCACUGGAAGAAAACACAAAGCCAUCAAGUCCUGUUUGGUGUGUCUGGCCUCCUUCUGUGAAACUCACAUCAGACCUCACUAUCAGUCUCCUGCCUUUAAGAAACACACACUGGUUAAAGCUUCCUCAAGACUACAAGAAAUGUUUUGCUCUCAACAUCAUGAAGUAUUCAAGAUCUUUUGUCGUACUGAUCAAAGUUUCAUCUGUUAUUUGUGUACGAUGGAUGAACACAAAGGUCAUGAUACAGUGUCAGCUGCAGCAGAAAGAACUAAGAAACAGACUGAGCUACAGGAGGAUCAGAGGAAACACCAGCAGAGAAUCCAGGAAAAAGAGAAGAAGGUCCAGGAGCUGAAGCAGGCUGUGGAUACUCUUAAGCGCUCUGCACAGGCAGCAGUGGAGGACAGUGAGAGGAUCUUUACUGAGUUGAUCUGCUCCAUUGAGAAAAAGCGCUGUGAGGUGAGAGAUCUGAUCAGAGAUCAGGAGAAGGCUGAACUGAGUCGAGCUGAAGGACUCCUGGAUCAACUGGAGCAGGAGAUUGCUGAUCUUAAGAGGAGAGACACUGAGCUGGAGCAGCUCUCCCACACAGAGGAUCACGUCCAUUUCCUCCAGAGUUUCCUGUCCUUCUGUGUCUCUUCUGGAUCUGUGGAGUCAUACAGCAUCUCUGUCCAUCAACAGCCCUCAUUUGAUGGAGUGAAGAAAUCUCUCUCUGAUCUGAAGGAGCGAAUAGAGACAUUCUGCAAAGAGGAAUUCAGCAAAAUCUCUGUGGUAAGAGGAGCAACAGAAUGUGGUGUCAGAAGUGGGAUGGUGCUGUAGAGACCAUCAGGAGUGUAUCAUGGUUAAGAACCCACCCUCUGCUGUUAGGGGGACGGUAUAAUGCCCAGUGUGUGAACCCUGGUGAGGGACAGGGGCAUGACCCUGGAUGAUGAAGGGCUGGAGUGUGGAGGACUCAUGGAAGGGGUGUAGUGGAGGUGUGCUCUCCUCAAUGGGGAAAGCAGUGUGGUGACAGAGACCAUCACCCCCUGAAGGAGAGAGGCUGAUGUGAUGGGGAUUGUCACUUCAGGCAGGUUAAACAGAUAUAAUCUGUAAUCUAUAAACUAUAAUCUAGCAGCUAUAAUCACACAGAUUUGUGUGAUAAUAGUUUGAAAGUGAUUCUUAUAUUAAAUAAACAAAAAAAACAUUAAACCUCAGCCAUAUAUAUAAACAAUCAGAGGAGAGAAAGAACAUCAAAGAUGAGACUGAUCCAGUGUUGUCCAGUGAGGAUGGUGUUUCCUUUGGGGUCUGGAUCCUUCCAUGGUUUCUUCCCUGUGAUGGUUUGGGAGUUUCUCUUGUCACUGUCACCUUUGUCUUGUUCAUUAGGGGUCCAGCCCUGGUUCUUGGAAUGUGGAUUUGAGACAAACUCUGUUGUUGAAUGCACUAUAUAAAUAAAACUGAAUCACUGAUAAUUAAACGAGUGUGAGAUUUAGACAGGAAAUUUGACAGCUCAGUCUCUGCCUACCCGUUCUCUCCUGCGCUCAUCAUUGUUGCCAGGUUACGGAUUACUGGCUCCGCCUCUUCUUACACCUGUUCAAUUAUCUUAUGUAUUAAACUUCUCUCUCCAACCCUGGGGUGUCUGUGUGUAUGUCUUAGUUAUUAAUUUCAUGACUGGCCUUAAGUAGGUUACAGACACAGUCAGUUAUGUUCCUAAAUGUUUAAUUGCUAUGUGAAAAUAAAAUUAUCUACAUUUUGUUUUUUAUACUUUAUAAAUUUACUAUCCGAAAGCCCAUUGGAAUAUUUGUUUUUUCACACACACACACACACAUACACAAAAAAAAAAAAAAAAAAAAGGG